GACGUCGCGACGUGCGUGCGUGCGUCUGUGCGUGCGUGCGUGCGCUCGGCGGCGGCGGCGCAGCGUCCCCUGCCCCGAAUGAAAGGGAAGGUCCCGGGCAGCGAGCGGCGGUGAGCGGCAGCGGCUUCACCCCGGCAUUUGUGAGGAUUGAAUUGGCAUAGGCCAUUUUAAAAUCAUGACAAGCUCAGUGGGACAGAAAAAAGUGUCUUCAAGACAACGCAAGUGUGGUUUUUGUAAGUCUAAUAAAGAUAAUGAAUGUGGACAAUUAUUGAUGUCAGAAAACCAGAAGGUGGCAGCACAUCAUAAAUGUAUGCUGUUUUCAUCUGCAUUGGUAUCUUCACACUCUGAUAAUGAGAGUCUUGGUGGCUUUUCUAUUGAAGAUGUUCAAAAGGAAAUAAAAAGAGGCAUGAAGCUGAUGUGUUCUUUAUGCCAUUGUCCAGGAGCAACCAUUGGUUGUGAUGUGAAAACAUGUCAGAAGACAUAUCACUACUACUGUGCAUUGCAUGAUAGAGCUCAGAUAAGAGAGAAACCCUCACAAGGCAUUUACAUGAUACUAUGCCGAAAACACAAGAAAGCUACACACAACUCUGAAGAUUUAGAAGAAGGUAUCAACGAACACGAAUUGGAGCCUUCACCACCAAAAGGAAAGAGGAGGGGUCGGAAGGGAAAACCAAGGAAAACAAAUUUAAAAGGGCAGUCAGAAGACACUAGAUCUACAUCCUCACAUGGCACAGAUGAAAUAGAAAGCAGUUCCUAUAGAGACAGGUCUCCCCACAGAAGCAGCCCCAGUGAUACAAAACCUAAAUGUGGAUUCUGUCAUGCAGGUGAAGAAGAAAAUGAAGCUAGAGGAAAGCUUCAUAUAUUUAAUGCUAAAAAGGCAGCAGCACACUAUAAGUGCAUGUUGUUCUCUUCUGGCACUGUCCAGCUAACAACAACAUCAAGGGCAGAGUUUGGAGAUUUUGAUAUUAAAACUGUACUUCAAGAGAUCAAGAGAGGGAAAAGAAUGAAAUGCACGCUUUGCAGCCAACCUGGUGCCACCAUUGGGUGUGAAAUUAAAGCCUGUAUCAAGACUUACCAUUACCACUGUGGAGUAGAAGACAAAGCAAAGUAUAUUGAGAAUAUGUCACGAGGAAUUUACAAACUCUAUUGUAAAAACCACAGUGGAAAUGAUGAAAGAGAUGAAGAAGAUGAAGAAAGAGAGAGCAAAAGCCGUGGGAAAGCAGGCACUGGCCAUAGUGACAUUCCUCAACAACAGCUCAAUGGAAACUAGGUUCAAGGGACAGAGUUAGAGAACUGGGAAUGAAUAAGACAUCCAUAACUACUAAUUCUUUUAAAUUGUUUUUCUAAGAUCAGAAAAGGGUUAGUAACUUUUUACUGCCCAAAUCUGCUAGAAAUUUCAUUGAACUGCCUGAAACGUUCAUGUUUGUGAGCCUUCAAUAAGUGGCAGAGUUUUACAUGUCAAUAUUAUGUAGUUUGUAGUCUGCAGUGUCUGGAAAAAAUUGAAACACUAUAUAAAUGAGAUGUAAUAUGUACAGUGUCAAAAGUUAAGGCAGACAUUGAAAUGAAGUAAGAUCUAUAUUUCUGGACUGAAUAAAAAUCUAAGAUUUGGAAUGUGUAAGUUGUUUAGUGGAUUCAUGCACCAGAGAAGGUCUUAGCAAGUUCAGUUCACAACAUGGACACGUCCGUGUUGGCCAGAAGCUGGUAACUUGUGCAUUUCACGUUUUCUUCGUAAACCAAGUAUGGAGGCUGUCUGUGGGGAAAAGCUGCUCUCUGUUUUGCUUGCAAAGCACAUAGUAGAAAAAGAAGUCGGUGUACACAGAAGCACGCUUGAACCUUGCAGUUUGUUCCUGCUGUGAUUGCUCAUAUGGCCUGGCAUUCCUCGCUGGCAAUUUUCUUGAGCAGGUGUUGGUUAUGAGCUGUGAGCUGCAGCACUCAUGCCAAAGCGCUGUAGCUUGUUCCCCAACGAUCCACCUCUUCUGCUUCCCUAGUAUACCAAGAACCUUUCACUGAGUGUGAGUGAAGCCUUUAUUAUACUCGUUUUUGGACACUGCAACCCAACCUCUUUACAUUUCGAAGAGUUACUCUUUUUAACUCGUUAUGGAAUUUAGCCACCAUAUCUGACAUCCAUACCUCAGAUGUUCUGUGUUGUGUGGAACAUUUCAUGUUUUGUCCAAAAUACAUAUACAGGCUGCCCCCGUGCUGUAAGAAGAAUGAGAAUAUGAUCUUUCCCAUAGAUCAAUAUUUAUUUUGAAUCUUGUGACCACUAUAUGAGGAAACUCUGCUUAAGAUUCUUAAGAUUUGUAGAAUUUGGUUAAUUUUGUCAUGGAGUGACACAUGCUAGAGCUUGAUGUUCCAUUUGAGAAUAAUCCAGAUUAGGUUCGAUCAGACCUAGCAGCUCAGUUCCUUAACUUUUGUCAUUAAACUGGCAUUUUUUAAUUGCUAGUAAUUUCUUCCAUUGGUCUGUUAAAGCACAUUAGCAGAUUUAUUUGAAAUAAAACCAAAAAUUUAAUCUAACGUGCAAGUCUUUUUAACACUACCAUGCCACCUCAUUGUUUAGAUAGGGUUCUGACUGUUUCUAGAAACCCAGUAAAACCUCAAGAUUUGAAGUAAAGCUGCAAGCAAAAUACACUGAGAAUUUGGCUAGAAACUGCAAAGGUUCAUCUGCAGUUGACAUUACAAAAGCAGUUCAUUUGUAACAUAAAUUUCCGUAGCAUUUUUACUUGUGUUUUUAAGAUUUAGCGUGUCGUUGUCUCUUCACAUUUCCUUAAUGUCUCAAGGGACUCAAUUGUUGUAUAUGAGAGUUUCUAACAUGUUACUGUGUUGGGACUCCCUCCAUUUUGUUUGUUUUCUUGGGGAAUAAUGCAGUUUUAGUAGGAAAAUUGCAGUGUACAGGAAAGAUUCAGUUACUGCUCUAAUGAUGCCAUUGACCAUUUUUAUUUUGUAUUUGUAACUUUCAGAAUUAAAAGUGUGACUUGAAUUGCAAUGACAGAUCGGUUGAUGAAAUUGUUUCCCAAGAUGUUUGUUUUGCUAGACGAUGAACAUUUUUCAACCACACAGAACAGUUUCAGAAUGCAAAAUAACGUGUCUCUAGAUCGGUUCUACAUUGUGUGCCUCAGACAUGGCCCUUCCAUGAAUAAAGGCACUUUUCAUUGUUUGCAACUACUGUAUUUUUGAUUAAUGAAGGAUGACAGGUACCUGGGGUAGAUAUGCCAAUAUAAUCUUUCCAUUUUUUUGCCUCAGUUCUAUUUCAUAUUGUAUCAGCUGUUGGAUUUUAUAAUCUAAUAAUCCAUUUGAUGUGAAAUCAUUCCCUUCCAUGCCACUAGUAACCAUAACAGCACUUUACCUUUGAGUAGCAGAAGAGCAAGUGGCUGGUGACCUGUUAUCUCACUGUGUUGAGAUGGGCUGGCUAACCCCUCAUUCAUUCAAAUUCAUGGUAACUGAAAGUCAGAAGUAAUUUUUCUUCUUUUUGUUACAAGCCUCAAAAUCAUGUAGUCAUUUACUUCAUCUUGUCAUGUAUGCUGGGUAAAAGUGCCUUACGAUGUAAAAAUUGUAUUUAUAUGUUCCCAAGUAGCAUCACCUGCUGGGGAGUAAAUCUGUGAUGGUGUUAAUAUUUAGAAGAAAUGUACCUCAGCAGUGUAUUUACUGUACAUCUCCUAUGUCCUUAACUGUAGUUUUAAUAAGCAUGAAAAUGUAUGAUAGGUAUACAACAUUUGCAUCAUUUUUUAAAGACAAAAUACUGCCAUUGCUGUCUUUUUAUGCGUAUUUUAGCUUGGAAUUUUGGACGGUCUGUCUUUUUUUGUAAAGCAAUGUAAUCUUCGCGAGCAUAUAUUGAAGAUUCUUCUGGAGCAUUUACUGCCUUCCCGGAAAUGUUAGGAGUGCUUUAUAGGUGAAAUGAAAGUGCUUUAUAGGUGAAAUAGAUCUGUUUAAAUUAACUAGUUAAAUUAAUAUCAAUUUGUUCCUACUUUUUUUGUGGGGGGGGGGUUGAUUUUUGUUCUGUUUUUUUAAUAGGGACCUUUUUGCUUUCAUCUCACAAUUGGAAAACAGUCCUAAAGUUAAGAAACUUGUCUUCUGAAAAUGAUUGACGUGAACUGAGUUUUACGGCUUUUGGGACCAUUUCUUCUUUACAAGAGCAGUACGUGCUGUUAGAGACUCCUCCAAUUGUGAAAACUACCCCCCCCCACCCCCAACCUCCCCUGACAAAAGCCGCAGAGUAGUUUCACAGGAAACUGCCCUUUCAAAAGAUCUAUCCCACUGCUGGCAGGGCUCCUCUUUCCCACAGAAUUCAUAAAGUAAUGCGGGUGGGAAGAGCCCUAGAAAGCUCUUGGACAAAUUACCCAAGACUCUGGUUCAUGCUAACAUACUGGCACAGGUUCCACUUGGUGACCAGUCACCGCAGGAGGCUCAACUCUGGUUCGAGGAGACUGAAAUGGUCCAGCCCAGUAUCAGUGUAUGUGGUACUGGCUGGAAGGGGGCUGUGGCAGGGUGGUUAAAGGGUCUGCUUAUUCAGCAGGUACAUGCCAACCGGAGAUGCUGUGCUCAUGGCCCUGCUAGAAACUCCACUUGCCAAGCUUCAGAAGGCAGCCACGGAUGCACCACGCACACUCCACAAGAUAAAAAUCCUGCCCCCCCACCCCCCCCUCGAGGUACAAAGAGCCAUGUUGCUAUGUCGGGGGAGGGGGGGUCCAAGCGCAACUCCAUGCAUUAUACAGAAUUUAUCCCCUGGGUUCACUUAUUUGUUGACAGAAGACAUGGUGAGACUACAGGCUGGGGCUUGCUGCUUAUUGCUGCUCUGUGUGGAAAGGAGUACCUUCCUGGUGAGCUGGGGAAGAGGGGGAUGAUGAUCCCCUUGAAAUGCCACCCUUGGUACUUAAUAAUUGCCAAGGAGAUUUGCAUGGCAAACCAGUAUUCUGGUUGAAUUAACCCUCCUUAUCAUCACCGUGAGGUUUAACUCAUAAGAAGGCUGGAAGUAUGUCACAGCCAGUCCUUCCAUGUCGCUAUCAGCAGAUCCCACUGUAUUAAUGAUGGAGGUUAAAAACCAGAGCACAGCUCUUGAUCAUAUAUAUAUAUAUACUUGUUGAAGCAGUUUCUGUGUAUGCAUAUGUACGCACACUCGUUAGCCAGCGGUGACAUCUCAACCCUAAAGGAUCCUGGACGACUGUUGCUUGUUGAAAAGCGCUCAGAUCAGGCCCACAUGUUUGGCUUUUGCUCUCGGCAUACAUUUACACUAGAUGUAAAGACAAGGAAUGUAUCAAGAGGGUAAACACAUUCCUAUCGACUCUGUUAUGUAUAUUUUGUUCCUGUUAUAUUGGCUUUACUUCCAAAGUUGUAGUUUGCAGUAUUAGUUUCUUUUUGUUGGUAUCCUUGCAUCUAUAUUCAAUAAAUGAGUUACGAAUUUCA
Alligator mississippiensis (American alligator) is the source of this 5397-nucleotide messenger RNA. It is a transcript of the gene PHF6, whose product is annotated as PHD finger protein 6. NCBI's taxonomy places the organism in Eukaryota, Metazoa, Chordata, Crocodylia, Alligatoridae. Gene Ontology annotation, cellular component: nucleus. The transcript is spliced from 11 exons. The record is from RefSeq and is a predicted model, not a curated record. The coding region runs from base 176 to 1270 and encodes 364 amino acids.